Molecule: messenger RNA, 7489 nt
Organism: Mesocricetus auratus (golden hamster)
Lineage: Eukaryota; Metazoa; Chordata; Mammalia; Rodentia; Cricetidae
Gene: Phka2
Product: phosphorylase kinase regulatory subunit alpha 2
Exons: 33
Coding region: 528-4235 (1235 amino acids)
Biological process (GO): glycogen metabolic process
Cellular component (GO): phosphorylase kinase complex
Molecular function (GO): calmodulin binding
Source: RefSeq, a predicted model, not a curated record
AUUCCCGCUCCGAGCUCAGCUCUCCGCGGCUCCCACGGGCCUUCCUCUUUAUUCUCCCCCCCCACUCCGGUGAAUACUUGGAGAGUUCCGUUCCACGCGGGAGGAGGAGCCGAAUCUAGCUCGGGUGGGAAUCCAGGCAACCCAGAGCCAUCUCAUAAAGUCCCGAAAACCAAAGAGUAUGGCAAAAGCCAUUCUCUCGCCGAGAUCUUAGUCACAGGUUUGUCUUGCAUGGUUGGGCCAGGACUAAAAACCGUUGAGGCAGCUGCGAGCUUGGUAGAGGCGGGGCCGCGAUAGCGCCACGCUGGUCUCCUCCCCCGCACCGCCCAGCGGUGCGAAACUCUGGUUGGCUUGCCUUGCAAAUCAUACUUUGGUUCUAUCAUUUUGAAAAGUCCUGACCUCCUCCCGCCCAGCCUUGUUCGGAGCACUCACUGAAGCUGAGUGUUUGGGGAUCAGGCCAGCUUGGAGGCUGCAACUUUGGCAGACACCACGGGGCAGAUUCUGCGCUGCGGCCCGUGAGCGUGGGCGAGAUGCGGAGCAGGAGCAAUUCUGGGGUCCGGCUGGACGGGUACGCGAGGCUGGUGCAGCAAACCAUCCUGUGUUACCAGAACCCAGUCACUGGGCUGUUAUCAGCCAGCCAUGACCAGAAGGAUGCCUGGGUACGGGACAACAUCUAUAGCAUACUGGCUGUUUGGGGCCUGGGUAUGGCCUACCGCAAGAAUGCUGACCGCGAUGAAGAUAAAGCCAAGGCCUAUGAGUUGGAACAGAAUGUGGUGAAGCUGAUGCGAGGUCUUCUCCAGUGCAUGAUGAGACAGGUGGACAAAGUGGAGAAGUUCAAGCACACUCAGAGCACCAAGGACAGUCUGCACGCCAAGUACAACACCGCCACUUGCAGUACCGUGGUGGCGGAUGACCAGUGGGGCCACCUCCAGGUGGAUGCCACCUCCCUCUUCCUCCUGUUCCUGGCUCAGAUGACUGCCUCAGGCUUGCGUAUUAUUUUCACCCUUGAUGAAGUGGCCUUCAUACAGAAUCUUGUCUUUUACAUAGAAGCUGCAUAUAAAGUUGCUGAUUAUGGAAUGUGGGAACGUGGAGAUAAGACUAAUCAGGGCAUUCCAGAACUGAAUGCAAGCUCUGUGGGAAUGGCUAAGGCGGCACUUGAGGCAAUUGAUGAACUCGAUCUUUUUGGAGCCCAUGGAGGUCGCAAGUCAGUCAUCCAUGUCCUGCCUGACGAAGUCGAGCACUGCCAGUCAAUUCUUUUCUCCAUGUUGCCACGAGCAUCAACAUCUAAAGAAAUCGAUGCUGGACUUCUUUCUAUUAUUUCUUUCCCGGCCUUUGCAGUAGAAGAUGUGAACCUAGUAAAUGUGACCAAAAAUGAAAUCAUUUCUAAGCUUCAGGGCCGUUAUGGAUGUUGUCGCUUCCUUCGGGAUGGUUAUAAAACCCCAAGAGAGGACCCACAUCGCUUGCAUUAUGACCCUGCUGAACUUAAGCUAUUUGAAAACAUUGAAUGUGAGUGGCCUGUGUUCUGGACUUACUUAAUCAUAGAUGGAAUCUUCAAUGGUGAUGCUGUUCAGGUCCAAGAAUACCGAGAAGCUCUGGAGGGAAUAUUAAUCAGAGGCAAAGGUGGGAUCCACUUGGUGCCAGAACUCUAUGCCAUCCCAGCAGACAAGGUGGAUGAAGAGUACAAGAACCCACACACAGUAGACCGAAUUCCACUGGGGAAACUGCCCCAUCUUUGGGGACAGUCCUUGUACAUCCUCAGCUCCCUGCUGGCAGAGGGAUUCCUUGCCACUGGUGAAAUUGAUCCCUUAAAUAGAAGAUUUUCUACUUCAGUCAAACCUGAUGUUGUAGUACAAGUUGCUGUUUUGGCAGAAAACAGUCACAUUAAGGGGCUGUUGCGGCAACAUGGAGUAAAUGUCCAGAGCAUUGCUGAUGUGCAUCCAAUUCGAGUUCAGCCAGGCCGGAUUCUUAGUCACAUAUAUGCCAAACUUGGACGAAAUAAGAAUAUGAAGUUGAGUGGUCGACCAUAUCGGCACAUUGGUGUUCUUGGUACCUCUAAACUCUAUGUGAUUAGGAAUCAGAUCUUCACUUUUACACCUCAGUUCACUGACCAGCAUCACUUCUACCUGGCCCUGGACAACGAGAUGAUUGUGGAGAUGCUGAGGAUCGAGCUGGCCUACCUGUGCACCUGCUGGCGGAUGACCGGCCGCCCCACACUCACCUUCCCUGUCACGCACACCAUGCUCACCAAUGAUGGAUCAGACAUUCAUCCUGCAGUUCUUUCUACAAUUAGGAAACUAGAAGAUGGAUAUUUUGGAGGUGCUAGAGUAAAACUAGGAAACCUGGCAGAGUUCCUCACUACCUCAUUCUACACAUACCUGACCUUCCUGGAUCCAGACUGUGACGAGAAGUUGUUCGAUGACGUCAGUGAUAGGAGCUUUAGUCCUGACAGUGAGUUAGAUCUGGGAGGAUACCUAGAAGACAGCAGUCAUCCAGAAAGCCAAGAUGAACUUGACCAGUAUAUCAACCAACUUCUUCAAAGCACUACCUUGAAGUGCUACCUACCCCCUCUUUGUAAGAAGUCAGAAGACAGCCAUGUUUUCAGUGCUAUCCACUCUACUCGGGACAUACUUUCGGUGAUGGCCAAAGCAAAGGGUUUGGAAACUCCAUUUUUUCCAAUGGUUUUGCCAACUAAAGUUCUAAGUGGACACCGUAAGUCACUGAAUCUUGUUGACUCCCCUCAGCCACUCCUAAAGAAGACUCCUGAAUACAACUACCAGUGGCCCAGAGAUGACCGUGGUGAAAUGGACUGUGAGAAGCUAGUUGGGCAACUGAAAGACUGCUCAAACCUGCAGGACCAAGCAGACAUUCUGUACAUUCUUUAUGUAAUAAAGGGUCCCAGCUGGGAUACCAAUCUGUUUGGACAGCACGGAGUCACUGUUCACAGUCUUCUCAGUGAGCUCUAUGGAAAAGCUGGCCUGAACCAAGAAUGGAGUUUGAUCCGCUACAUUUCAGGCCUGCUCAGGAAGAAAGUGGAGGUCCUGGCUGAGGCCUGUGCAGAUCUGCUGUCCCACCAGAAGCAGCUUACAGUGGGCCUGCCCCCUGAGCCUCGGGAGAAGACCAUCUCCACGCCUCUUCCCCCAGAGGAGCUCACAAAACUCAUCUAUGAGGCCAGUGGACAGGACAUCAGCAUUGCUGUCCUCACGCAGGAGAUCGUGGUUUACCUGGCCAUGUAUGUCCGGGCCCAGCCUAGCCUCUUUGCAGAGAUGCUCAGACUCCGGAUUGGAUUGAUCAUUCAGGUGAUGGCUACAGAGUUGGCACGGAGCCUGAACUGCUCAGGAGAAGAAGCUUCAGAGAGUCUGAUGAAUCUCAGCCCCUUCGACAUGAAGAACCUCCUGCAUCAUAUUCUGAGUGGGAAGGAGUUUGGUGUGGAGAGAAGUGUGCGCCCAAUUCACUCCUCCACAUCCAGCCCUGCCAUCUCAAUCCAUGAGGUGGGUCAUACUGGAGUUACCAAAACUGAGAGGAGUGGCAUCACCAGACUGAGGAGUGAGAUGAAACAGAUGACUAGGCGAGCUAGUGCUGACGAGCAGUUCUUUCCUGUGGGCCAGGCUGUGUCCAACAGUUUGCAUUCCUUCAAGUCUGCGAGGUCCAGCACCCCAUCAUCCCCAACGGGCACAUCAUCUACAGACUCCGGAGGACACCACAUGGGUUGGGGGGAGCAGCAGGGCCAGUGGCUGCGCAGGAGAAGGCUAGAUGGGGCCAUCAACAGGGUCCCCGUGGGAUUCUACCAGAGAGUGUGGAAGAUCCUUCAGAAGUGCCAUGGUCUGUCCAUCGAUGGCUAUGUCCUUCCAUCCUCCACAACCCAAGAGAUGACCCCAUGUGAGAUCAAGUUUGCUGUCCAUGUGGAAUCAGUGCUCAACCGUGUGUCCCAGCCCGAGUAUCGGCAGCUGCUGGUGGAAGCCAUCAUGGUACUGACAAUGCUCUCAGAUACAGAGAUGGACAAUAUCGGGGGCAUCAUCCAUGUGGACCAGAUUGUGCAGCUGGCCAAUCAGCUGUUUUUGCAGGAUCAGGUGUCAUUUGGAGCCACAGACAUCCUGGAGAAAGACCAAGCCACAGGAAUUUGCCACUUCUUUUAUGACAGUGCUCCUAGUGGGGCUUAUGGUACAAUGACCUACCUAACAAAAGCAGUGGCUUCUCAUUUGCAGGAAUUGCUGCCUAGUUCAGGCUGCCAGAUGCAGUAAGGCCUUACCCAUAAACAUAGUUACCCUCUGAAUAUGUCACUUGCCUCAUUGGGAAUUUUCUUCUGCCUUUCCCCAAAGCAUACCCCAUCAGAAGACUUCACAGGGAGAUGACAGCACUCUAGCUGGAAGCGAUGUGUGUUUAAGCCACAGAUAAAGCUGAUGAAUCCCCCGCUCCCCUGAGAAGCACCCUGGGAUCAUUUUCUAGGUUCAUUUCACUGGGACAUUUGUCACAGCAUCUGGUCUCAUGGACUCCGAAAAGGAACUGGAAAUUGGUCUCUUCUGAGUGCAGAGUGAGCUGAGAAGCCAGCUUAAAUUGGCUCUCACCAAGAGUUACAGAAAUAGGUUCGAUGAGCUAGUGACACAUCUUGAAGGUGGAAAGAUCCUUCCAGCAACAAUAGCUAGACAAGCAGACCUUGACAAAGGAACAUCUUAACAGAAUGCAGCCUGUCUGAGAACCAAACUGUUUACCAAACAGAAUAAUUCUGUCUGCUUUGGAAAUUUUACCUAACCUCUCACUCUGUUCAGGUCCUGUAAUUCUUCAUUGCCCAAAUGAACUAAAUUGGCCCUAGUUAAUGUUAGCUCAUAGUCUUCAGAAGAGCUUGUCCUGGCUGUCCACAAAUUACAGGAGUCUCCUCCCGCCUUAGGAAAAUCCCUUAUCUUCCAGAAUCCAUACAAAACAACCAAAAAGGAAAGUGAGGCUGUGACUCUUCUGAUAGGCACACAGUUGUUUUAGGAUUGGAACAGGCAGGGGUCCAGUGGAAGGAAAGGCCUGUCUGUGUCCCUGCACCCAGAGAGCACUGUCAUGCAUGCUCCAAGCGUGAGUCAGCAUUUGCUAUGGAAAUUAGUGGUGUGUUCCUGUAGAAACAAUACUCCCUUAAAAAUAGCCUGGGAGCCAGAACCAUUUUCUACAGAAGCCCUCCCUCUUGGAUGGGUAUGGUCAGGCACUAUGGCAGAGAAGGCCGAGUCCUGACAAGGUCUGGCAAGUCCUUCGCCAUUGUCCCGGUGAAUGGAGUUUCUUUUUAAACCUGGUCUUCCCCAUGUUGGGACAGGGAUAAAGAAUUGAAAGAGUAAUUUCUGUGAAGGACAAAGUCAACUUGUGGCCAAGUGCUACAUUGCCAUCUGGUUGUGAUAGGUUCCGAUUCCCAGUGAGUCUUCACCUCUGAAAUGGAAACCAGUCUGUUGGAUCAGCUUCUCAGAGUUUGCGUGAAGAGAAGGGAAGAUGGUGCUCGGAGGUGCACAGUAUCCUUCAGAGUGGAGAUGCAGGACUGACUUCACUUUAUUCUCGCAUCGGACGGCGGCAGGCUGCCCUGCUCUCCCUUACCACUUGUAGGCAGCUCUAAAAAAUGUGUUUAUCUGUUUGUGUGUGAGAGUGUCUGUGUGAGUGUCUGCCACCUAUGUGGGAGUGCCUGCAGAGGCCAGAAGACAGCAUCAGAUCCCCAAGAGCUGGAGCUACUGGCAGUUGUGAACCACCCUGACUUAGGACUGGGAACCAAACUCAGGUCCUCCGGAAGAGCAGCAAGCACUCUUACCUGCUGAGCCAUCUCUCCUGCCCUCUUAUAUCUUUAAGACAUUUUCAACAUAAACCAGAGUCAGAGUCAUGUAAUUCAUUGACUGACAGAGAUUCCCUGGUAGAUCAUUUCAAACAUAAAGUAAGAAAGAGAUAAGGCGUGAGAGUGCCCAGUGCUGCAUGGGAGAAGUUCUAGAAGUAGAGCCCUUCAGACUGGGCCUGGUGCUAAUCCCGAACACUCUUAGUUUGCCAGUAAUGUGACUGUGACGUGAGAAGUGGCACCUGCUGGGUUGCACUCAAGAUGAGACUCUGGCCAAGGAGAUGAGCCACAAUAAGCAAUUCACUGCAGCUUCCCAGCCGCUCUCUGAAAUCUCUUUCAAAUGAAGUCCUGAAAUAGGACUGCAUUUCCACAGGCAGCAAGCUGCCAGCUUCAAGGGAGGAGAGCAGGCUUCCGAGAUGAUCCCUUUAGGAAGCAGCCGAUGCCAUGCCCGAAAGGGACAGAUGUUUGAGAGGAUGAUGACAGUCCCGUCCUGACAGUACCUUGCCUGGAGGUACUGACUCUCAUAGCCCCUGUGGCCUCUGUCUUGGCUGGCUGUUCCCCAACUCCCAGGAGCAUGGCAGGGAGCCCCUUUCCUCCCAAAGCUGACAAGCCAGUUUUUCACCUUGCAGGGGAUUAGAAUGUGGUCUCAGAGGACACAUCAGUGAAUGCAAGAGUUAAUAUUUAACAUAGCAAAUUGAAAGGCUAUAGGCUGCCCUGUAUCUGCUUGCCCCAGUUUUACAAAAGGAAAGCUCUCUUCCCGGGCACUGACGCCAGUACUUGAUCAUGGGUAAAGGAGUUGACCUUUGUGUGCCUUAGUUUACCCAUCUGCAAAAAAAGUAAGAGACUUCCUGGCUGGUAGAGAACCUUCCUUUGGCAGAUAGGUGACCAGGUAUACCCUAGGACAACACCAAUCCAUCUGAAGUGAAGGUAGACUGUGUCAUGUCUAGUGACUCAGGGCAGGGAUGUAUGUGAAGAUCUUCCAGGUUAGUCUACCCUGCUUCUCAGGCAUAGGAAAGUGUGGUUGCUAGGCCUCAGCUUCCUAGAUAGGAAGAAUGCAAAUGUUCCUUGUAGAACAAAAAGGAGAGCCCACCAGUCAAGAGAAACACGUUGCCAGUUGAUUGAGGCCAUUUACUUCAGGACAAGACGACAGGAGGUUUGGCCUCUAUAAAUUGCAGUGGAGUCAUCUCUCUAUUCUAUUGAUUUGUACACAAGUCCAACAAGUCACCUUUGACUUUUCUGCUUCCUUGUUAAAGGGGACAACAGUCUCCCAUCUCUCCCUAUGUACUAUUCUCUUUCAAGUUGAUUCCAGCUUUUGAAGUCCCUGCCAUCUCCAGCUCUGUUCUUUGCAGGAUGGAAGAACAUCAUGUUCCCUGAAUGCCUUCCGUUCUCCCAGACAUGGCCAUUGAAUAGUUCUGCUUGUGAAGAAAAAAGCAGCACUUUGUCCUCUCAGAGCCCAGUCCCCCCUUGUCUCUCUCCAUCAGAAAACCACUUAGAAAAAGCCAUAACCUUGAGUUACUGAGGGAAUUCUCAGAGGAAUAAGAAGAUGGGUUACUAAGACUAGCUUCCAGUCUUAUGCUGUGUCCUGAUUGAUGGCAAGGGAAAAUUCCAUCAGAAAACUAUUUCUAAGAGAAUAUGUGCAUGUGCAUUCUUAAGGGAUUAUAAUGCCUUCUUAGAGGGACUGGAAUCAAUAGACCAAUGAACUCUGAA